This is a messenger RNA of Heterobasidion irregulare TC 32-1, 3048 nucleotides long. Its product is annotated as AAA family ATPase, CDC48 subfamily. NCBI's taxonomy places the organism in Eukaryota, Fungi, Basidiomycota, Agaricomycetes, Russulales, Bondarzewiaceae. Gene Ontology annotation, cellular component: peroxisomal membrane; cytosol; peroxisome. The transcript is spliced from 21 exons. Gene Ontology annotation, biological process: protein import into peroxisome matrix. The record is from RefSeq and is a predicted model, not a curated record. Gene Ontology annotation, molecular function: ATP binding; ATP hydrolysis activity. Bases 1 to 3048 code for a protein of 1015 amino acids.
AUGCCUCGACGCGCUCGCAUUCACUUGCUUUCCCUCCGCUCCUCACUUGUCAACCUCCCCAUCUCCAUCUACGGCCCUCUGCUCGAGCGCAAUAUCGCAAGUCCUUCUUUCUCUCUCCGGCCUUCGGCUGUGAACAGAGUCGAUGCUUACGUUGGCUGGACUGGCAUGCUCUCUGCCUCGUCUUUAGCCCACUUCAAUGCCGUUGACCGCACAGAGAACCUUGAGACCGUUGAGAUCGACCCACAGUAUGCUCAAGGACUUGGGCUUUCCCAGGGCGACAUUGUCGAAAUUGGUCUCUUGCAUGACUUGCCUACAGCCAAGUCUGUCGCGACGGAACCGCUCACCGCAGAUGACUGGGAAAUUCUGGAACUCCACGCCGACCAAGUAGAGUCUACACUGCUCUCACAAGUCCGCGUCGCAUCCGUUGGUCAAGAAAUUGAUGUUUGGGUCCUCGGUCGCACACGCAUCCGCCUACGCGUUGUCUCCCUUGACCCAUCCGAUUCCAAGGCUCUCAUCCUCACCACUAACACCGAAGUGUCGAUCGCCCCGAAGACGCGUCGUCCUCGCCUCACCCCUGUGAGAAAAGCAACUUCAUCUUCAGCACCCCCGGUGGAGAUUGUUCCGCCGUCCAACUCUACCCCCUCUGGAGCCUCCAAAUCACGGACUGUUGGGCUUCAGCUUCGCGUCCUUCCGUCGUCGCUCGUCUCCGUAUCCAUUUCGCAGUCGUCCGAGUUACAGACGAUCGCCUGCGUCUCCUCGCAAACAUUGAGCGCUCUCCGUUUCGAAGGCAGGCUAAAUACAGACAUCCAAGUAUUUCAAGGUGACGUUCAGCGAUUAUUGCCCCCACCCGAUCCGUCAGAGGGACCUUCGAAUGCGGAUUCCUCUGCGGUAGCGCCAUCUGCCCAGGUUCUGCAUCCUGGAGCGGCCGAGGCAGCUAAGAAUAGCUCUCAGAAGGAGAAAAAGGAUCAAUCUGAGGUCCUCGUCUGCGGAAACGAAAGCGUGCCCCAAGGGCACGUCGUAUUUGUUGGUGGAACUGAUGGAGUAGCAGAAUGGGGCCUCGUCCGGUCAGUCAGCCGUGUAGCACGACUCUUCAUCGCAGCAGACUCGGAUGCUUCUGCUUCUGCCUCUAUAACCCCUGUGUUAUCGUCAACCCCGCCUCCCAUCCACACCCUCGCAGGCGUCGACGACCUGCUUACCAAAUGCCAAACCUUUUGCAACCAUAUGUUUUCUCUUUACAGGGCGAAGAUGUUGACAGGACUGUCAGGCUUGUUGAUCACGGGCCGUACGGGCGCCGGGAAGACAUCUAUCGCUCAAGCAACAAUGAAGGCGCUGCAAUGGGACCCGAGGACACACGCGUUCACCUAUUAUGUCGACCUCUCCCGAUACACAGAGAAGUCGAUUUCUGCCAUACGCUCACAAUUUCAGUACUGGCUCGACAAGGCCAUGUGGCAUCGGCCCACGGUUCUCGUGUUUGACAAUAUGGACAAGUUGCUCAGUGCCGAGCUUGAGCAUGCAGACUCGUUCCGGACGCGCCAGCUGACGGAGAUAUUUGUCUCGAUGUUCUCGAAUGCUACUCAUGAUAUCACACCAAAUACGACGGGCAUCCUCAUCCUCGCGACGGCUCAAUCCCAGUCCUCGCUUCAUCCGCUGCUCAGCACCAAGCAUGUUUUCAAGCAAACUGUUCACCUGAAGCCGCCAGGAAAGGACGCACGAAAGCAGAUCAUCAGCCAGCUUGUCAAGGGACGCCUGGUCACCGCUUCAAACUUGGUGAUCGACGAGGCGUUACCGCUUGAUUUCGUAGCAUUGUCGACAGAGACAGAGGGCUACUCAGCGACGGACAUGCAGGACCUUGUCGCCAGGGCAGUCCAUCAGGCUGCGAUUCGGUCAUCUAAGGGAGCAUCGGGAGUCUCGUUGACAAUGGGCGAUUUCCAAGCGGCGCAGUUGGGUUUUACGCCAUUGUCUUUGCGGGAUGUGCCUUUGCAAAAGUCGACUGUUGAAUGGGCCGAUAUCGGAGGACUGAACGAAACUAGGCGGGCGCUCAGGGAGACUCUGGAAUGGCCGACGAAGUACGCAGCCAUAUUCGAUCAAUCACCUUUGCGGCUUCGUUCAGGGCUGUUGUUGUACGGAUAUCCGGGAUGCGGAAAGACGCUCUUGGCCUCUGCCGUCGCAAAAGAGUGCGGCUUGAACUUCAUCACCGUCAAGGGCCCAGAGCUGCUCAACAAGUACAUUGGUGCGAGCGAGAAGUCUGUACGGGAUAUCUUCGAGAGAGCCAACGCCGCAAAGCCGUGCGUGCUGUUCUUUGACGAGUUUGACUCGAUCGCCCCAAAACGAGGACACGAUAGCACGGGCGUCACGGACCGCGUGGUCAAUCAACUGCUCACGUUGAUGGAUGGUGCCGAGGGACUCGACGGUGUCUACGUCCUCGCCGCCACCAGCCGACCCGAUCUCAUCGACCCCGCUCUCUUGCGUCCGGGACGUCUCGACAAGUCCCUGCUGUGCAACAUGCCCACCGCGGAAGAGCGAAAGGAGAUCCUGCAAGCGCACGCUCGCAAGGUGCCCGUCUCUCCAUCCGUCGACUUUGAUGCCUUGGCGCGGGCGACGGACGGGUUCUCGGGGGCCGAUCUCCAAGCCUUGCUGUACAACGCCCACCUUGAGCUCGUCCACGCGUCCAUCAGCACUAGUUCAGGGACGACCAGCAGCGCUGACGCGAGCGAUGAGCCCGUGGAUUACGUCUCGUUGGGUGCGGUCUCGAAGACUGGGGUCAAGUCUCGCGCAGAGGAGGUUGCCCUCCAACGACGGCUCAAGCAGCUACUGUCCUCCCCGGACAGCCCAGACAAUCAGAAGACGGCCAUGGAACCAAUCAAGCACGAGAUCCAUGACGAGCAUCUUCAUCGUGUCCUCAAAACGACGCGGCCCUCGGUAUCUCCCGAUGAGAUCAAAAGACUAAGGAGAAUCUACGCUGCGUUUGUCUCGGACAGGAGCGGCGAGCUGCCCAUCCCGCCGGAUGCGGAGGCUGCAGGGGUAGGACAACGGGCGUCACUCAUGUAA